CUCCUAACGUUCCCGGCAGAGCGAUUUCCGGAUUCGCUGGUUUUGUUUACUUCUUGAUCCUACGUUACGGGAUGCUGUCCGCCUGACUACCCGUGCCUCGCCGUCGCUGCGCCCAGGACGCGAAUGAAGAAACUGCUCCUCCUGCUCUUCAAUUAUCGGGGACUCAAUCGAGGCGGGGGACGCAAAGGGAAACGCCGUCGGAAAUGGAGUCGUUCGUUAUCCGCGCCGCGCGGCCUGAGGACUGCGCUGACAUUCUGCGCCUCAUAAAGGAACUUGCUAAAUAUGAAGAUAUGGAGGAUCAAGUAGUACUGACGGAAAAAGAUCUACUUGAGGAUGGCUUUGGAGAACACCCUUUCUAUCACUGCCUCGUUGCAGAAGUACCAAAAGAACAGUGGACACCUGAAGGUUACAGUAUUGUGGGCUUUGCCAUGUAUUAUUUCACCUAUGAUCCAUGGAUUGGAAAACUGUUGUAUCUUGAAGACUUCUUUGUGAUGAAUGAGUUCAGAGGUUUGGGCAUUGGUUCGGAAAUUCUGAAGCAUCUGAGUAAGAUGGCUGUCAAGUGUCGCUGUAGCAGUAUGCACUUCUUAGUGGCAGAGUGGAAUGAGCCUUCCAUUAGGUUCUACAAGCGACGGGGAGCGUCUGACCUAUCAUCGGAGGAAGGCUGGAGACUCUUCAAAAUAGACAAGGAGUAUUUGGUGAAAAUGGCAACCGAAGAGUGAAGAGUUUUGUCAAAACAACAGCAAAUUUCACAUUAUUUCUUUUUACUAUCUUUUUCCUGCCUUACUUUCAACCACUUUACUGUAUUUUGAAGUAGUUUGUUUGGACCCUGAUUGAAAAGCUCUAUGACCAGAGGCAUAAAUAAAAUGGUGCAUCUACAGUUGGUGACAGUUGCAGAGUCAGUUGAUUGCCUGUCUCCAUCCUCCGAUCAGUAUACCUUGGGAUCCUAAAAUGUAUAUUGUAUGUAACUUCAUUCUUGUAAGUGUCAUUCAAAUGUGUACAGUGUACACAAAUAGGUUUUUUAAUUGUGUUCAUAAGACAAUAAACUAUGUUUUUCAUUUCAA
Molecule: messenger RNA, 1061 nt
Organism: Anolis carolinensis (green anole)
Lineage: Eukaryota; Metazoa; Chordata; Lepidosauria; Squamata; Anolidae
Gene: sat1
Product: spermidine/spermine N1-acetyltransferase 1
Exons: 6
Coding region: 204-719 (171 amino acids)
Molecular function (GO): diamine N-acetyltransferase activity; spermidine binding
Source: RefSeq, a predicted model, not a curated record